AUGCCCUCCAACUCAUCCCAAACAAACCCACCCCCAACAGAAGCACACACAUCAACAGCCCAAAUCCCAACCCCAACCCUCCGCAAACAAAUACACCAAAAACCAAAAUACCUCUACUUCGCCUACGGCUCAAACCUCUCCCCAACACAGAUGAAAUCCCGCUGCCAGAUAGACCCAGAAACGUCCUCAACCCCGCUAGCAAUAGCAACUCUCCCACACUGGCGCUGGCUCAUCUGUGAAGCCGGAUACGCAAACGUCCUCCCACCACGUGGACUGCGCGUCCCGAGUCAGGAUACCGAUAUCGCGCAUGAAAUCACUGUUUCGAGCAGUGUGGAUUUGGUUUAUGGGGUUCUUUAUGCUAUGGAUAUUGGGGAUGAGGGGAUUUUGGAUAUGUAUGAGGGGGUUGAUUCCUCUGCUGGGGAUUCAGAGGGGGAUUGGGUUGGGGUUGAUGUGAGGCCGAGGGAGCAGGCGGAUGGGUCUUAUAAUAAGUGGUUUGUUGAGGCGGAGGUUGUUAGGUGGUUAGAUGAGGAUGGGCAUGGGCAUGGGCAGGGGACGGGAAAGGUGCCCGUUUUGGUAUAUGUGGAUGAGAAGUGUGUUCGGGUUGCUAAGCCUAAGUUUGAAUACAUUGCUAGGAUGAAUAGGGCUAUUCGGGAGUCGGUGGAGUUAGGAGUUCCACAGCGGUGGGUGGAUGAGGUUAUGAGGAAGUUCAUUCCUAUGGGUGACAAUGGAUUGGAUAUUUGA
Penicillium arizonense is the source of this 741-nucleotide messenger RNA. RefSeq names its product gamma-glutamylcyclotransferase family protein. The record is from RefSeq and is a predicted model, not a curated record. Bases 1 to 741 code for a protein of 246 amino acids. NCBI's taxonomy places the organism in Eukaryota, Fungi, Ascomycota, Eurotiomycetes, Eurotiales, Aspergillaceae. Gene Ontology annotation, molecular function: gamma-glutamylcyclotransferase activity. The transcript has a single exon.